Vicugna pacos (alpaca) is the source of this 7639-nucleotide messenger RNA. The record is from RefSeq and is a predicted model, not a curated record. Lineage: Eukaryota; Metazoa; Chordata; Mammalia; Artiodactyla; Camelidae.
GCAACACGGCGCUGCAGUUCGCCGCGGCCGGGGGCCACGAGCCCCUGGUGCGCUUCCUGCUGCGGCGCGGCGCCUCGGUCAACAGCCGCAACCACUAUGGCUGGAGCGCGCUCAUGCAGGCGGCCAGAUCCUGUGUUCCCUUUCUGGGAUUGUGAUUCAGAACACCUGAGAGGAACAGGAACUCUGAGCAGAGGCUCCCCAGCGAUUCUCCCACAAGAUUUGGUCACGUGAGCGUGGCACACCUCCUCUUGGAUCACGGGGCUGACGUCAAUGCCCAGAACCGGCUGGGAGCCAGUGUGCUGACUGUGGCCUCCCGGGGUGGCCACCUGGGUGUGGUGAAGCUGCUUCUGGAAGCUGGUGCCUUCGUGGACCAUCACAAACCCUCAGGCGAGCAGGCAGGGGACAGCAGGGAUGAGCUACUGGACAUCACGGCCCUGAUGGCUGCCAUCCACCAUGGUCAUGAGGCUGCAGUGCGUCUGCUGAUGGAGUGGGGUGCAGACCCCAACCACACGGCCCGGACCGUGGGCUGGAGCCCGCUGAUGCUGUCGGCACUCACUGGGAGGCUUGGUGUGGCCCAGCAGCUGGUGGAGAAGGGGGCCAACCCUGACCACCUCAGCGUGCUGGAGAAGACUGCCUUCGAGGUUGCCCUUGACUGCAAGCACAGGGACCUUGCGGACUACCUCGACCCGCUCACCACCGUCAGGCCCAAGACAGAUGAGGAGAAAAGGCGACCUGAUAUUUUCCAUGCAUUGAAAAUGGGGAACUUCCAGUUGGUCAAAGAGAUUGCCGACGAAGACCCCAACCACGUGAACCUGGUCAAUGGGGAUGGGGCGACCCCACUGAUGCUGGCAGCUGUCAUGGGGCAGCUGCCUCUGGUGCAGCUACUGGUGGAGAGGCAUGCCGACAUUGACAGGCAGGACAGCGUGCACGGCUGGACGGCCCUCAUGCAGGCCACCUACCAUGGGAAUAAGGAAAUUGUCAAAUAUCUGCUAAACCAAGGGGCUGAUGUCACUCUUCGUGCAAAAAACGGGUACACGGCCUUUGACCUAGUGAUGCUGCUGAGUGAUCCUGACACGGAACUUGUUCGACUGCUGGCAUCUGUCUGCAUGCAGGUGAAUAAAGACAAAGGCCGGCCCAGCCACCCGCCACCCCCACCCCACUCAAAGGUCCGACAGCCCUGGAGUGUCCCCGUGCUGCCUGAUGACAAAGGUGGACUUAAGUCCUGGUGGAACCGAAUGUCCAAUCGGUUUCGGAAGCUCAAACUGAUGCAGACCCUGCCCCGUGGGCUGUCCAGCAACCAGCCAUUGCCUUUCUGUGAUGAAACAGAGCCAGCGCUGGACUCCACAAUGAGGGCGGCCCCCCUAGACAAGACCAGCCGCUCUGGGCUCCCCGAUGUGACUCCCCCGACCAAAGACAAUGGUCCUGGGAGCACAAGAGGAGAAAAAGAAGAUGUAUUAUUGACAACCAUGCUUCGGAAUGGAGCCCCCUUCACCAGACUACCGAGCGACAAGCUGAAGGCAGUCAUCCCCCCUUUCUUACCCCCUUCCAGCUUUGAGCUGUGGAGCUCGGAACGGUCCCGAACAUGUCACAACGGGAGGGCAGACCCCAUGAAGACUGUGCUGCCCCAGAGAGCCAGCAGGGGUCACCCCGUGGGCAGCGGGAGCACAGACGCAACUCCCAUCAGGCCGGUUAAGUUUCCAUCUCUCUCCAGAAGCCCAGCCUCUCCUGCCAAUUCUGGAAACUUCAAUCACUCGCCUCAUUCCUCCGGUGGCUCCAGUGGGGUAGGGGGCAUGAGCAGGCACGGCGGGGAGCUGCACAACCGCUCAGGUGGCAGCAUAGACAGUGUCCUGUCCCAGAUCGCUGCCCAGAGGAAGAAAGCAGCUGGGUUAUCCGAGCAGAAGCCCAGCCACCGGUCAAGUCCUGUUGGGCCAGCGCCCAGCUCUAGCCCGUCUGAGCUCCCGGUCUCCCCUGCAGGCAGCGGUGUUCCUGGUGGCAAGCAGAAACUGGAGACAAGCAAAAGGCCUCCGUCUGGAACUUCCACUACCUCCAAAAGUACCUCCCCUACCCUCACACCUUCGCCGUCUCCCAAAGGGCACGCUGCCGAGUCCUCCGUGUCCUCCUCCUCCUCCCACCGGCAAUCCAAGAGCAGCGGGGGCUCCAGCAGCGGCACCAUCACUGACGAGGAUGAACUGACUGGAAUCCUUAAGAAAUUAUCACUUGAGAAAUAUCAGCCCAUUUUUGAGGAGCAAGAGGUGGACAUGGAAGCAUUCCUGACGCUCACUGACGGCGACUUGAAGGAGCUGGGUAUUAAGACAGAUGGAUCCAGGCAGCAGAUCUUGGCAGCGAUUUCUGAACUGAAUGCAGGCAAGGGACGUGAGAGACAAAUUUUACAGGAAACCAUUCACAACUUCCAUUCUUCUUUUGAGAGCAGUGCCAGCAACACCAGGGCCCCUGGAAACAAUCCCUGUACGUGACCCUCCUCCCCGUGGUCACAAGCAUGAGCUUUCUGAAUCUCAGUACACCCUUCACAAGGCCAGCGGCCCAGCCACCAUCAGCUCUUCUCCACUCCCUGAAACACACCAUGCUUUGUCACACUGCCGUGCCUUGGUCACAUUGUUCCCUCUGCCUGGAGCAUCCGUCUUCCCUUCUCUGCUGUAGUAGCUGGUGAUGCUUGUUGCUGUAACCAACUCCAGCACAUGUUUGUUCUCCCAUAAAGUCCAGUAUGGCUGCUUUUGCUUGGCAGAAGCACACAGUGAUGUAGGGACCCUGCACCUUUCAUCCAAGGCUCUGUCCUUCCCGGGGGCCUCAGAGUCUUAGCUUCUGGCUGGCAGAGGGGGAAAGGAUGGUGGAGAAGGCACAGCCUUUUCUUAACUGCCUUGCUCUUAACUGCUCACAUUCCAUUGGUUCCCCCUCCUGCUCACAUUCCAUCAGCCACCAGUAGUCACAUGGCUCCAACUGGAUGCAGAGAAGAUAAGAAAGUGUCAUCUUUGUUCAGGCAGUGGCUUCACCGCAACAACUCGGUUCUUUGGUGGAAGAGCGCAUAUUUUGGUGGAAGGUUAGGGACUCUGCCACAUCUUCCCUUAGAACUUCUGACUUCUCCCUCACACCACUUCACUUAUCAAAUGAAACCUUUCUUGACUCCCUUACCCCUAACUAACUCUUCCAGCCACUGGGGCACUUGCUGCUUUGUGUGAUAACUGCUCUAGCACUUUACCGCACCCGCCGGACACAGCAUACGACAGCUGUUCAGGAUGUGUAUGUUGAAUGCAUUUCUUCUUUAUUGCAAAGGCAGCCUUUUUAUAGGAAAAAAGGGGAGACCCACUAUGUGAUCUUGAGGGGGCAUCCCUUCCCCUUUCUAGCCUCCAGUUUCCUUGUCUGUGGUGAGGCAAGAUGAUGCUCUGACGUUCCACAUUGCUCACCUCAAGUCACUGCUGGGCUUUUGCACUUCAGGUUGGAGCAGAAGACACUAAUAUACUACAUCGUGGAAGGACUUUGGUGCUUGUGUAUUCUAGGCCAAGAAGUGGAGAAUUUGGAAUUUCUUAUAUACCCUGUUAAUACCACGUUCCUUAAAAGGGAAUCGGCCUGUGUAGUUUUCUACUGCGUCAUACUCUAUGAGAGGGGCUCUGACUUUUAAGUACAGGAGCUUUCUGAAAUGUUCUCAAGCACAUGAUUCAGCCAACACUUGCUGCAUUUCUGCCACAUGCUGGUGGUUCAGAGCCGAGCCAGAGCCGGUCCCCACCCUUAAGGACCUCGACAGCAAGAGAAGCCGCGAAUGGAUAGUCCCAGCCUCAAGGGGCAGCCCAGAGGAGUGGAGAGAGCGUGCACUCCAGGUUCAGGCCCAGGGUUCUGGUCCAGCCCUGCGGCUGGCCAGCUGAGUGGCGGGGGGUCAGGUAACCUGGCCUCUCAGUUGGCACUUAGAGCCAGCCUGUGUCGAGCACUUGGUCUGCAGGACACGCACGAUGAAUCGACGGCAGCCUUUGCAGAGUUCUUGUCUUUACUGUGCACUGUUCUCCUUGGGAGGUGUGGCUUCUCACCUCUCCCUCCGCUGGCCGCUAGAGGCAGUCCUUACUGCAUUGCCCAGAGCCUCAUCAUGUUCUCCCUCCGCCCCUCCAUCCAGUGGGUGCUGUUCCUCCUUCAUCCUUUCAUCCUCCCACCAGUAGAAGCCAACUUUCCACAUGACUGGAGGGAAGAGGUGUUGUUUUAGCCAUCACUGACAGACAUCUUUAUAAACGUUUCUCCCAUCCCAACCUCCUUUAAGGAGACAAGGUCAUUGAACACCUACUGUGUGCGGCAGCUUGACCCUAGUGUCAUCUGUCAUCACCACCAGCCUGGAGGCUGGCAUAGUAUAAACUCAUCCUGCAUGCUGAGGAAACAGACACAGAGGAGUGGAGCUGCGUGCCAGCUACACAGCCCGGAAGGAGCAGAGCUGGCUGAGAACAGGAUGUGGUGCUUUUCCCACUGACUCCUGGAGCUAGAAGCACCAGGGAUUCUUGGUAUUUUAAUGCAUUCUUAUCUUCUGAAGUUACCAAUAGGCCUAGGGUUGCUUGCCCCUGAAAUACACCUGGGCCUCUGAGUUAGGUGCUGUGAGGUUUUGUGCCAGCUUUUCCCUGUCAUCCUGUUCUUUCAUCACUCCUACAUUUGUGCAGCUUGCAGUCGGGUAAGUCUGAUUGAAUACCCAUGAUUGACACAGGAGCCGUGCUGUGGGUCAGCUUUCCACAAAUGCGCACUUCCACGAUCUCAUCUGAUGAUCCCCGACAGCAGGGCAUACUAUUCCCAUUUUGCAGAUGGGACAGCUGAGGCUCAGGACAGAUGCUUCUUUUGUCUUUUUCACUGGACUCAGUGGUUCUAGGCCAGCUUGUGUGCUGGUUGGUGAGAGAUCCCUGGCACUCCCCCUUUCCUGGUGACCCUCCAGGUGGUUAUUCUUGUCCAUAGUGUUUCCCUUGCUUGAUGACAACCAGCAUUUCCCAAAGUGUGUUCCUUGGAACACUAGUUCCACAGGAUGUUAAUACAUUUUUCAUAAAGAAAAAUAAAGGGAGGGAGUACAUAUGUGACAGUGGGGUGACACUUUGUGAUCAGAUAGAUUUGGCAGACACUGGGUUAAAGCCCAGCCCAUGGUGUUUGUUGUAGGAUACCUCAGGACCUUUGGGGGGGGGUUUGUGGUGGUGGGGUCUUUAGUAGCUUGUAGCUUUCCCCACACAUUUGAAUGAUGCUUCAUGGCGCUCUUACAGGAUGGGUUCCUUGGAUGCUGUCAGGGAAACCCUGCUUUGACUGGGACAGUAACAGUUAUGAGGCUCUUGGGAGGGCACUUGAGGCCUUCAGCUGGGUCAGGUGUCUUUGGUAACACCUCUCUUUUCUUCCCAGGAGCUCUCUGCUUGGCAGCGGGACAUUGGGGUAAGGGAGGCCCCUGACUUUGAGAGUGCCAGGGAGUCUCCUGCAGGGUCGAAGACAUUGUUUCCCAGCGUUGGUGCAGUGUCCUGCCUGGCGAGUGCUGGGUGUUUAGGUCCUGUCCCCCAGGCCAGGGGAAGGCUCCCACCUCCCUGCUUCAGCGCCAGACCAUUACAUGGAGGCUGCAAGUUUUGCAAGGAAGACAAUUCCUUUUCAUUUACUGAACAUUUACUGAGCAUCUACUCUGUGCCCACAUGGUGCUUGUGCUUUGGAUCCCAAGAUGAAAAACACUUGCCUCUGCCCUCAGGGAAUCCACAAUGUCUUAGAGGAGACAAGCACUAAGUCAAAUGUUGUAGUGCCCGUGAGAAGUUUUUUGAUAAAGGUAUGUGCUGGGUCCAUGGCUCAGGUUUGGCCUGGACGGGCCCGGCUGGAGAGACUGGGUCUGAGAAGGUAGCUGGCACACAGCUGGCAGGUGGGGGAGAGAAAGGGCUCCUCAGAUUGGGGGACAGUGUGUGUGAAGGCAGGUGGCAUGUAAUUUUUGUGGCUUAAAUGUCGUUGGGGGGUAAGUUAGAUACCUGUUAUUCUAAUGUUUGAUUCUUUUCUUUGAAACGCAUAGAAGCAAUCUGUUACCUGGAAAGAGUAUUGAAUCUAGAGUCAAUCCAGCACUGGUUUUGGCUCAGCCACUUCUUAAUGAGUAAUGUGUUUCUUCCACUCCUUGGGCCUCAGUUUCCCUUUUGGUUACAAGGGGCUCACACUUCCCAAGGUGCUGAGGAUCAAAUGAAGGUGAAAGCCCUUGUCGCACCACGUGGUGCUGUGCAGAUGUGAGAAAUCUCCACGGUUGCCUGCUUGAAAUCCUUUCUCUGUUUCUGUCUCGCCUACCCACUACCUCCCACUCCCCCUGAUGUAGCCAUGUCUGGGUGGGCGAGGCCCAAAGCAGCAGCCUCCAGCCAGAGGUGGCAGCAGCUUAGAUGGCUCUGCUGGCAUCAGAGCCCUGAGGAAGUGAGGAAUGGUGAUGGAUCCCUACCCUCCAGCUGUGCUUGACUCUGGGUGUUUGUGUCAUUGGGGUUCCCAGCAAGGUGGACAGGAAGAAACCGGAAGACAUUCCUGCUCCUGAUUGCAGGAGCUGAUCCAGGGGGCAGAGAGGAAGUGGGAAACCCCUCCAGUUUGCUCUUGCCUCAGAGCUGCCUAAGGACACUGCCGUGUGGGCCAGGCCUGGGCUAGGCAGCCAUGGACAUCUAUGCUGACCUGUGCUACCAAGACAGAACCUCGUUAGGGCCCAGGACCCUUCCUGGGAAGAUUCUGCAGCCCAGACUGAACGUGUGUGAAGCACCAUCUGUGCUUCAUUAUCCAUUUCAGGCAAGAUAAUCAAGUCCCAUUAACCAGCAGGUCCUGUUCAACAUGCAAGGAGACCUGACGCUCUCCCUGACAAAGUCGUUACCAAAUUCUGCAGGACUGGCCAGGGAUCAGAUCUCCUCCCUGGGGUAGAUGGGUGGUGAGUCCCCUCUUUAGCUUCCUUCCUAACCCCCUCCUCAGGGACCUCCCUGCCCAGAGGAGUGAGCCAGCUCCCAUCAGUGUAAAGUCUCUCCCAGUUCCCUUCUGAGCUGCAUCCCUAGGCUCAUAGACACAGGGCGUAGCUGUCCUCUUCCAAGAGACCUAGUUCCCACCUCCAGGUGGCUGGGGUAGGGUUUGGCCUCACCCUAAGGCCUCAGUGGGGCCACUGUACCCUUUGUUAAGAGACCAGGUUGCCUCUUUGUUUCAGCCCUACAGUGUUUCCCUUUUCCUCACCAUCCAACACUUCUUUCUAUUAUUAUUUUAUUGUUAUUUCAGUACAGGGACUUGAUUCUUUGAAGGGCUUUUGUUUGCCAAAUGUGUAUUAAAUAAUGGUGAAUUUGUCUUCUGACUUUGAUUUUGCUCAUUGAGGUAUAAAAUGCUGCUCAGAUUUCUUCCAAUGAGAACUAUUACAGGUGGUAAGUGCCUAUGGUGUGCUGGAAGCUUCUGUUGCCUGGCUCCUCCUGUGAGGCAGCCUUAAAACCCCCUUUCUAUCAACUUGGUGAGUGUCGCACACAGAUAUUAACAUCACCAAGGUCACUCUGUAACAGGGGAUGGUCAGUUUGAAUGCCAGCCUCACCUCUCACUCUCAUCAAGAGUCCACAUUCUCUCUAUGCUGUCUUGCUGGCCUUUCAGCACAGAGAGAAAUGUUGAAUUGGGAUAAGCCCAGCCAACAGCAAAACAAAUAAAACCUUGUUAGUCUGUA